Messenger RNA from Australozyma saopauloensis, 849 nucleotides. It is a transcript of the gene POR1, whose product is annotated as porin. Bases 1 to 849 code for a protein of 282 amino acids. NCBI's taxonomy places the organism in Eukaryota, Fungi, Ascomycota, Pichiomycetes, Serinales, Metschnikowiaceae. The record is from RefSeq and is a predicted model, not a curated record. Gene Ontology annotation, biological process: monoatomic anion transmembrane transport. Gene Ontology annotation, molecular function: voltage-gated monoatomic anion channel activity. The transcript has a single exon. Gene Ontology annotation, cellular component: mitochondrial outer membrane.
AUGGCUCCUGUUGCUUUCUCUGACAUCCAAAAGUCUUCCAACGACUUGUUGUCCAAGGACUUCUUCCACUUGUCCUCCGCUGCCGUCGACGUCAAGACCACCGCCCCUAACGGUGUGGCUUUCACCGUCAAGGGUAAGUCUGACAAGGCCAACGCCAUUGCUGCUUCCGUCGAGGCCAAGUACUCCGACAAGGCCACUGGUUUGACUGUCACUGAGGGCUGGAACAACGCUAACGUUUUGUCCACCAAGGUCGAGUUGGCUGAGUUGUUGACCCCUGGCUUGAAGGGUGAGUUGGACACCACUGUUGUUCCAAACGGCUCCAAGAACGCCAAGUUGAACUUCUUCUACCAACAAUCCGCCGUCAACGCCCGUUUGUUCUUUGACUUGCUCAAGGGUCCUAACGCCACCGCUGACUUGACCGUUGCCCACGAUGGUUUCACUGCCGGUGCCGAGUUGGGUUACGACAUCUCCUCCGCCAAGCUCAACAAGUACUCCGUUGGUGUUGGUUACGCUUCCCCAUUGUACUCGGUCGCUGUCACCUCCACCUCCAACUUGUCUGUCUUCACUGCUUCUUACUACCACAAGGUUUCUCCUCUUGUUGAGGCUGGUGCCAAGGCCACCUGGGACUCCGUCAAGUCCCAAAACGUCAACGUUGAGUUCGCCACCAAGUACCACUUGGACUCUUCUGCCUUUGUUAAGGCCAAGAUUGCUGACUCUGGUUUGACCGCUUUGGCUUACUCCCAAGAGUUGAGACCAGGUGUCAGAUUGGGCUUGGGUGCUUCCUUCGACGCUUUGAAAUUGGCUGAGCCAGUUCACAAGUUGGGAGUCUCCUUGUCUUUUACUGCUUAA